Messenger RNA from Aspergillus chevalieri, 1422 nucleotides. Its product is annotated as aldehyde dehydrogenase family protein. The transcript has 3 exons. NCBI's taxonomy places the organism in Eukaryota, Fungi, Ascomycota, Eurotiomycetes, Eurotiales, Aspergillaceae. The record is from RefSeq and is a predicted model, not a curated record. Gene Ontology annotation, molecular function: aldehyde dehydrogenase (NAD+) activity. The coding region runs from base 1 to 1422 and encodes 473 amino acids.
AUGGACACUACCACCUUCCGCAAUGUCAUUAACAAUGAGUUGACCACGACAGCUGAAAUCCGCCACGGGAUCAACCCUGCGACCGCUCAGCCCAAUCCCCCUGUGCCGGUCGCAACCCGCGAGGACCUGGACCGUGCUGUCGACGCCGCCCAGCAGGCCUUUAAGAAAUGGUCCAAGACUACAUUCGAGCAGCGCCGUGCUGCUCUCCAUGCCUACGCGGACGCCAUUGAGGAGAACAAGGAUGCCUUGGCCGCUAUUCUGACCAUGGAGCAGGGCAAGCCUCUCACCCAGUCGAGCAUGGAGAUUGGCUUUGGCAUCCAGUGGGUGCGGGAGAUCCCCAACCUUAAGAUCCCCGAGAACGUCAUCGAGGAUACCGAAGAGCGACGAGUUGUCCAGCGACACACCCCCAUCGGCGUGGCCUGUGCUAUUGUGCCAUGGAACUUCCCCGUACUGCUGGCAUUGGGCAAGAUCGCGCCCGCUGUGUACACCGGAAACACUGUUAUUGUCAAGCCUUCGCCUUUCACUCCUUACUGUGACUUGAAACUGGCAGAGCUGGCCACCAAGUUUUUCCCUGCUGGUGUUGUGCAGGCUCUGAGUGGUGAUGACUCCCUUGGGCCGUGGUGUACUGAGCACCCCGGUAUUGGCAAGAUCAGCUUCACUGGAUCGUCUCAGACAGGACAGCGGGUGAUGGCUAGCUGCGCAAAGACCAUCAAGCGAGUGACCCUGGAGCUGGGGGGCAAUGACCCGUGUAUCAUUUGCGAUGAUGUCGACCUGGACGCUGUGGUGCCAAAGAUCGGCAUCUUCUCCUUCCUCUGCACCAGCCAGAUCUGCAUGAUGAUCAAGCGCCUCUAUGUCCACGAACGCAUUUACGACGAAUUCCGUACCAAGCUCGCCGAUUUCGUCAAGUCCCUUCCUGUGGGCGACGGCACCAAGCCCGAGACCUUCUUCGGGCCCGUCCAGAACGCCAUGCAAUUUGAAAAGGUCAAGGACCUCUUCGCCGAUACCAUCAAAUCAGGCUACAAGACCGCUCUGGGUGGUGAUAUUCCCUCUGCCUCUCCAGGCUACUUUGUCCAGCCGACGAUUGUCGACAACCCGCCUGAGGACUCGCGGAUCGUGCAGGAGGAACCAUUCGGUCCUAUUCUGCCCAUGAUGAAGUGGUCGGAUGAGGACGACGUGAUUGCGCGCGCGAACGGCACAGACUCGGCUCUUGGUGCGUCCGUCUGGACCAAGGAUAUGGACCGGGCCACUCGUAUGGCGGACCAGUUGGUUGCGGGAAGUGUGUGGGUGAACUCGCACUUUGACAUCUCGCCCAAUGCGCCGUUUGGCGGACACAAAGGAAGUGGACUUGGGACGGAAUGGGGUAUUAAUGGGCUCCUGGGGUACUGUAACUCACAGACCUUGUGGUUGAAAAAGAGUCCUUAA